Molecule: messenger RNA, 1224 nt
Organism: Erigeron canadensis
Lineage: Eukaryota; Viridiplantae; Streptophyta; Magnoliopsida; Asterales; Asteraceae
Product: putative pentatricopeptide repeat-containing protein At1g12700, mitochondrial
Exons: 1
Coding region: 1-1224 (407 amino acids)
Molecular function (GO): protein binding
Source: RefSeq, a predicted model, not a curated record
AUGUGUGCUUUUGGUUUCCGUGUUAACAAGUACACUGCGGGCAUAGCCGUAAAAUGUUAUUGUCGAUUGCGUCUCUCAAAACACGGCCUUACAGUCAUGGGCUUUUGCUUCAAACAAGGUGUGGAACCUCAUGUCUCCACUUGCAAUAUGCUCCUAAAAGGGUUCAUUCGGGAACAAAUGACUUAUGAGGCAGAACAGUUGUUUCGUCUCAUGAACAGACGCCAACUAUAUGAACCUAAUUUAGUGACCUACAAGACUAUGAUUGAAGGGCUUUGUAAGGUCGGCUCUCACUAUGCUGCCAUUGGUUUGCUUAGGGUUCUCCAUCAUCGGAGAUUGAAGGUUGAUGUUGUCAUGUAUAACUUUAUCUUCGAUAGUCUCUGCAAAGACAGAGGAAUGAUAGAUGAUGUUUACCAUCUAUUGAUAGAAAUGUUUUAUCACAAAGUCAUCCCACCUAACGUCCACACAUACAACUCUAUGAUCUAUGGCAUGUCUAAGUUAGGUUAUUGGGACGAUGUCUGUCUCAUGCUUAAAAGAAUGGAGAAUGAAAAAAUCCAUCAGGAUGUCAAAACUUUCAAUAUUAUUGUCGAUGCACUCUGCAAACUAGGUAAGAUAAAUGAAGCACAAGCCGUUAUCGACAUCAUGGAUAAGACCAGUGGUAAGCAUACACCUGACAUAGUCACCUACAAUUCACUUAUUGAGGCCUACGGUUGGAAAAAAGGGGAAAUGCGCGAAGCAAGGAGAGUUCUUGAUUCGUUGGCCUCCAAAUGCAUCAUACCGACUACUGUUACUUACUACAAGUUAGUGCUUGGGUAUAUUUGGGAUGGAAAUAUUCCUAAGUUUUUGAAAUACUACCGUUUGUCAUAUAAUGGUCCACUUCAUGACUCAGCGUGGUUUGCAUCUCCAUAUAAAUUCAAUUAUUUACAAAGGUUAAUGUUUGGCAAGUACAAAGAUGCAGUUGGUUUGUUCCAUCUGAUGGAUGGCAGCGGGAUGAAUUCAGAUGCCUAUGUGCACAUUAUACUCAUUCGUCGCGCAAUCAAAUGCCACAAGUUUGAUGACGCGAGGCGCUUUUUCCAUGACUUACUUGUUGCAGACAUAUCAGGGCAUAAAAAGAUUCAACGUGAAGCGAUAAAAUUUAAAGGUCUACAUGGGAAUCUAGACAGAGCAUCGCGACAUGUGGAUUUUGAAGAGUGGUUUCCUCGGGUUAAAUUGAAUUUAGAUUGGUGA